This is a messenger RNA of Paramecium octaurelia, 1602 nucleotides long. The record is from the annotation of a GenBank genome assembly. Lineage: Eukaryota; Ciliophora; Oligohymenophorea; Peniculida; Parameciidae.
AUGGGUAACAAAUCAGGAUCAGAAUUUGGUGGAAUAAUGAUAAGAACUGAAAAAUAGUUAUAUUUUGCUGGAGAUGUUGUAUAAGGUAAUAAGAUUACAUUUAAGUUACUAAGGGAACAUAUAUCUUCAUAUUAUCAAAGAAGGAUUUCGUGGAAAAGAAGUCAAACUUACCAUAUUGGGUAAAGAAAAAACAAGUUGGGAAACAGGAUCAGGUACUCGAAGAAGAACACAUGAAGGAAAAAAUAUUUUUCAUCAAGUCACAGUAGUGGCCCAUACAUUUGAANAAUUCUUAGCUUUAUGCUUAAAUAUACUUGGUUAAUAGAGAGAAGCUUUAGUUUUGGCCAAUAAAGCUUUGACUAUUGAACCUAAUUCAGUAGAAUCAUUGACUUGUAAAGGUAAGUUUUAUGUUUAAGUAAGGAAAUAUCUUAUAACACAUCGGACAAUAUUCUGAAGCAUUGAAAUUGUCAGAUUAAGUAUUAGAUGGAUAUCCACAAAAUUUGGAGUCUUUAAAGUGCAAAUGUAAGAGAAUGGUCUCCAUAAUUAGCUCAUUGUCUAUAUAUGUUGACUCGAUAUUAAGAGGCCAUUAAUUCAGCAAAAGUAAUCUUAGAUCAUGAGCCCAAGAAUAUUAAUAUUCUAUAAAUAUUUGGUAUUAAUAAAUUAUACCCAUAAUAGUGUAAAGUUUAUUCAAACUUGGUAUUUUUGGAGAGGCAAUUAUUUUUGCUGACAAGAUACUAGAACUCUUCCCUAAUCAUUUAGAUAUAUUGCUUUGUAAAGGUUAGAAAAUUUGAAUAAUUUAAGCUCAUAGUUUAAGAUUACUUGGGAAAUUUAAUGAGGCCUUAGACAUUGUAGACAAGGUACUUUGCAUAGAUUUAAAUAAUCUUAGUGGAAUGUAGUGUAAAGGUUGUAAUGCAUUUAUAAUUUAGCUUAAACUUUAUAUAUGUUGGAUAAGAAUGCUGAUUCCAUUAUUUGGACAGAGAAGGUCUUGGCUAUUGAUCCCAAUCAUAUCAGCACAUUACACUGUAAAGGUAUUACUUCAUCUUAAGUAAUAGCUGACAAUUUAAGAUUGCUUGGUAAUUACAAUGAAGCAAUCAAAUUGGCAGAUAAAGUGUUGGCUAUCGAUCCUAAAUUUGUUAAUGCCUUAUAUUGUAAAGGUUUCUUUAUUUCAUUGAUAAUUAGCUGAUAGUUUAAGAUCACUCUCUUAGUAUAAUGAAGCCUUAAUUUGGGCUGAUAAAGUAUUGGCUAUAGAUCCAAGACAUGUUAAUACUUUAGGAACCAAAGGUAAGCCUCAAUACUAAUUAGGCGAUAUUUUAAGAAUUUAUAAGAAAUACGACUUUGCUCUAAAGUUGUUUGAUAUAGCAUUGAGCAUAAAUCCAACUAGUUAUUUUUCACUUUCUGAAAAAGGUUUUUCAUUCAAUAACACUUAGGCUUAUGUCUACAAGAAUUAAAACGCUAUUAGGAGGCCAUCAUUUGUUACUAGAAGGCUUUAAAGAUACAGCCAAAUAAUGGGUGGACUUUAUGUAGAAAAAGUAUAGAUAUCAAACAUUAUUAGAAUAAUGUGAAGAGGCAUUAAUAAGGUAGAGAUCAGGAGUGAAAUAAAUUUGA